This is a messenger RNA of Vitis vinifera (wine grape), 703 nucleotides long. RefSeq names its product coatomer subunit beta'-1. Gene Ontology annotation, biological process: intra-Golgi vesicle-mediated transport; retrograde vesicle-mediated transport, Golgi to endoplasmic reticulum; endoplasmic reticulum to Golgi vesicle-mediated transport. The transcript is spliced from 5 exons. Gene Ontology annotation, molecular function: protein binding. NCBI's taxonomy places the organism in Eukaryota, Viridiplantae, Streptophyta, Magnoliopsida, Vitales, Vitaceae. Gene Ontology annotation, cellular component: COPI vesicle coat. The coding region runs from base 1 to 654 and encodes 217 amino acids. The record is from RefSeq and is a predicted model, not a curated record.
AUGCUGACAGUAUGUAAUUGUUUUCUUGGUCAGAAAGAACAAGUUCAACAGUCAGAAAGAGUAAAAUCUCUGGAUGUACAUCCCACAGAACCAUGGAUUUUGGCAAGUCUGUAUUCGGGAACUGUGUGUAUCUGGGACUACCAUUCUCAGGAACUGGUAAAGUCUUUCAAGGUCACUGAAUCACCAGUUAGGUCUGCAAAGUUCAUAGCAACCAAACAAUGGGUUAUUACCGGAGCUGAUGACAAGUUUAUCCGAGUCUUCAACUAUGAUACAAUGGUUAAGGUUGCAGAAUUUGAGGCACAUACCGAUUACAUUAGGAGUGUUGCAGUCCAUCCCACCCUUCCAUAUGUGCUGUCGGCUUCUGAUGACAUGCUCAUAAAGCUUUGGGAUUGGGAGAAAGGUUGGGAGUGUGCUCAAAUCUUUGAGGGACAUGGCCACUAUGUGAUGCAGGUAGCCUUUAAUCCCAAAGACCCCAGCACCUUUUCAAGUGCAUCACUUGACGGCACCAUAAAGAUUUGGAAUCUGAGCUCUCCUGCUCCAGAUUUUACCUUGGAUGGCCAUUCAAAAGGGGUGAAUUGCAUUGAUUACUUCAUGAGUGGCCCUAAACCAUAUCUAAUCUCUGGUUCUGAUGAUCACACUGCUAAGGUCUGCUAGUACUCUAUAUUUUUCAUGACUGUAUGGAGAUCAUGUGUAAAUAUUAGCU